AGGAAAGUUAUGAUGUGAAUUAGAACUUUUUCUCCUCAAAUAUCAUCAAUUUCUGACUUUGUAUCGUCCUAUUAAAUACAGUUUUAAAAUUAUCUGAUUAUUAUUAAUUGAGUGGGGGCAACACCAAACUUGAUAUGAUAGACAAUUAAACAUUUCUAAUAUCUUCUGAAAAUUUACACGAUAAGGUUUGAAUAGUUUUAUUGUGAUUUUAGCAACAGUGAAUCGAGUUGAAAAUGGAAAUAUUGACUACCUUCAAUCUACUUCUAUUGACUGGAGUAUUCCUCCUCUACAAGUGGGUGAACUACAAGAUGAAUUACUGGAAAAGACGCGGCCUUCUCGUUCCAGAUACAAGUUCUACGAAGACUUUAUUUCAAAUCCUUUUUGCGAAGAAUUCUUUCGCUGACCGAGUACUUAUAUUGUACCGUGACUUAAAAUCCAAAGGAGUUCAACAUGGCGGUGCUUAUAUUACACUUGUACCGCUAUAUGUGGCUAUGGAUUUGAACAUUAUAAAAUCCAUCAUGCAGGUAGAUUUUCAACAUUUCGUAGACAGAGGCGUCUUUAUGGACGAGAAAAAUGACCCAAUCAGUGCCCAUUUGUUCAGUUUGACAGGAUCAAAGUGGAAAAUUUUGAGGAAUAAGUUGUCACCCACAUUCACAUCCGGUAAAAUGAAGAUGAUGUUCGGAACUCUUGUGGAUUGUACCAAAGGAUUACAUAAGCUGAUGGACAAAACGAAUGGAAAAGAAGUGGAUAUCAAAGAUGUUUUAGGAAGGUUUACUACAGACAUCAUAGGAAGCUGCGCAUUCGGUAUAGAAUGUAAUAGUUUGGAAGACCCAAAGAGUAUUUUCAGACAAAAAGGAAGAGAAUUUUUUGACGCGGAUUUAAAACAAAAUAUGAAAAAUUUUUCAUCUCUUUUUGUUCCUCAAAUAAUGAGAGCAUUCAAAAUAACAUUGAUACCGCGCGACAUAAGCAGUUUCUUUAUAAACUUGGUGAAGGACACAGUGGAAUACAGAGAGAAAAAUAACGUUAUUCGUAAAGACUUCAUGCAACUGUUGAUUCAGCUCAAAAACGAAGGAAAACUAGUCGAUGAUGAGAAGAUGGAAGCGGAAAAAAUAAAUGAGGAUGAAAACAGGAUAACCAUGGACGAGAUUGCAGCACAAGCAUUCGUUUUCUUCCAGGCUGGUUUCGAAACCUCCUCAACUACCAUGACUUUCUGCUUGUACGAAUUAGCAAGAAACAAAGACAUCCAAGAAAAAUUGAGGAAGGAAAUAAUCCAGACAUUGGACAGACAUGGUGGUAAAAUAACAUACGAGAAUGUUCAUGAGAUGGUAUAUUUGGAUCAAGUGAUUAAUGAAACUCUUAGAAAAUAUCCACCUCUACCAAAUUUGAACCGAGUAUGUACGAAGGAAUACAAAGUGCCAGGUACAGAUUUGGUCUUGGAGAAAGGAAUGCAAGUCAUUAUUCCCGUGUUCGGCAUCCAUCGCGAUCCAGAAUACUAUCCAGAUCCAGACAAAUUCGAUCCAGAAAGAUUCACGGAAGAAAACAAGAGAAAUAGGCAUCAGUUUAGCUUUCUACCUUUUGGAGAGGGACCACGUAUUUGUAUAGGAUUACGUUUUGGACUGAUGCAAACUAAAGUUGGUUUGAUAGCACUUUUGUCUAAAUACGAAUUUUCAGUGAAUAAGAAAACGAUCGAACCCCUUCAGUUUAAGGGGACAUCCUUCAUUAUGACAACAAAAGGAGACAUAUGGUUAGACUUCAAAAAAAUAUCUGAGAGUCGUUAGUAACGGUAUUAUGAUUAUUAUAUCGAAGUAUCAACUAUUAUAUAGUAUUGAACAUUAAAGAAGACAAAGUUA
Harmonia axyridis is the source of this 1850-nucleotide messenger RNA. Its product is annotated as probable cytochrome P450 6a14. The record is from RefSeq and is a predicted model, not a curated record. The transcript is spliced from 5 exons. Gene Ontology annotation, molecular function: monooxygenase activity; heme binding; iron ion binding. Lineage: Eukaryota; Metazoa; Arthropoda; Insecta; Coleoptera; Coccinellidae. Bases 234 to 1778 code for a protein of 514 amino acids.